This is a messenger RNA of Phodopus roborovskii (desert hamster), 2060 nucleotides long. Its product is annotated as lysophospholipid acyltransferase 2. Lineage: Eukaryota; Metazoa; Chordata; Mammalia; Rodentia; Cricetidae. The record is from RefSeq and is a predicted model, not a curated record. The transcript is spliced from 11 exons. The coding region runs from base 96 to 1259 and encodes 387 amino acids. Gene Ontology annotation, biological process: lipid modification. Gene Ontology annotation, molecular function: acyltransferase activity. Gene Ontology annotation, cellular component: membrane.
GUUUUGUGUUUGCUUUGGGAUACCUCACAGUGUGUCAAAUUACUAGAGUCUAUAUCUUUGAUUAUGGACAAUAUUCUGCUGAUUUUUCAGGCCCGAUGAUGAUCAUUACACAGAAGAUCACUAGUCUGGCUUUCGAGAUUCAUGACGGGAUGUUCCGGAAGGAUGAAGAAUUGACCCCGUCGCAGAGGGGAUUAGCUGUGAGACGCAUGCCGAGUCUCCUGGAGUAUGUAAGUUAUACCUGCAACUUCAUGGGUAUCCUGGCAGGUCCUCUCUGCUCUUACAAAGACUACAUUACUUUCAUUGAAGGCAGGCCAUCCCACAUGUCACCGUCAAGUGAGAAUGGAAAGGAAGAGGCACAGCAUGAAAGAGCAGAUCCAUCUCCAAACGCAGCAGUCACGGAGAAGCUCCUCGUCUGUGGACUCUCUUUGUUGUUUCAUUUGACCAUCUCCAAUAUGCUACCCGUGGAGUACAACAUUGAUGAGCAUUUCCAAGCCACUGCCUCAUGGCCAGCCAAAGCCAGCUAUCUGUAUGUCUCUCUUCUGGCUGCCAGACCUAAGUACUAUUUUGCAUGGACCUUAGCUGAUGCCAUUAACAAUGCUGCAGGCUUCGGUUUCAGAGGAUAUGACAGGAAUGGAGUGGCUCGUUGGGACUUAAUUUCCAAUUUGAGAAUCCAGCAAAUAGAGAUGUCAACAAGUUUUAAGAUGUUUCUUGAUAACUGGAAUAUCCAGACAGCUCUUUGGCUCAAAAGGGUGUGUUAUGAACGAGCGACCUUUAGUCCAACAACCCAGACGUUCUUUCUCUCUGCCAUUUGGCAUGGGGUCUACCCAGGAUACUAUCUGACGUUUCUAACAGGCGUGCUAAUGACAUUAGCAGCUCGUGCUGUGAGAAGUAACUUUAGACACUACUUCAUUGAACCCCCUCAACUUAAGUUAUUUUAUGACAUCAUAACAUGGGUAGCAACGCAAAUAACAAUAAGUUACACGGUUGUACCGUUUGUACUUCUUUCUAUAAAACCAUCAUUCAAAUUUUACAGCUCCUGGUAUUACUGCCUUCACAUCUGCAGUAUCUUAGUGUUGCUGUUGCUGCCGGUGAAAAAAAUCUCCAAGGGGAAAGAGCACACAGGAAAUGUUCGGCUCUCACGAGCCAAGAAGUUUGACGAAAGAGAAAAUUCUCUAGGACAAAACAGUUUUUCCAUGACAAAUAAUGUUUGCACUCAGAACCAAGACAUUGCCUCUAGACACUUGUCACUAACACAGUGACUGGGAGAGCGCAUGAUGGCUGUUUCCCGCCUGUGAACAGAAACCAGUCCUGAUGCCUUUCCAGAGACAAACUGGGUGGAAACGGGACAGUCUCAGAGAGGGGAUUUCCUGUACACCAGAUUGGAAACGGAGUGAAAUAACCCUUCCCAUGCCAAUGUUCCUGUGGGUCACGCCUUACACAAAAUCUUUCCAUGUUUCAAUAGGGCACUCAGACAUCAGCGUAUGCCCUCCAGGUCAUAUGUAUGCCCUGUUGUUGAAUGUACACUGUGUAUCCCAAGGCACUGAAGAGCUGGAAAAAUGAUCAUAUGUCAAUCUGGAUGAUUGAAAGGUUAACUGUUUCCAAAUGAAUGUCUUGCCUUAAACCUUCUGUUUCCUAAAAUGUUGGCAAUGUGAUAUUUUAGGCUUAUUUUCUUAAGAAAAAAAAUAGUGAGAGGGAAGAUGAGAUGAAGAAAGCACUGUGUGGUCCAGAGCCAGGACCAGAGGCUUCCCCCUUUCGUGCCCAAGAUCAGUGUGACUGUGUGGGACACAGAAAGACUAAUAAGGUGGUAAUACUGUGGACUUUAUGAAGAAAUUUCUCAAGCAUAAAUUACAUAGAAUUAGAAGAGAUUAUGAGUAACAGUGGUAGAUUAUUUGAAGAUUUUGAAAGAGAUCUCCAGUGAUUAAGGUUAUUGUAUGGUUCAUUGGUUUCUUGUCCUUGUCAUUUUCAUUGCUAUUUGGGAAAGAUUUAGGGGGGAAAAACUUAGUUGCUGAGCCUAAAUGACAUUUUUAAAAAAUUAAUAAAUUAGUUUCUACAUUCUUUAA